Messenger RNA from Ilex paraguariensis (yerba mate), 1159 nucleotides. NCBI's taxonomy places the organism in Eukaryota, Viridiplantae, Streptophyta, Magnoliopsida, Aquifoliales, Aquifoliaceae. The record is from the annotation of a GenBank genome assembly.
CUGUUGCAAAACCUCCAUUUCUUCUCAGGCAUUUGGGGGCUCCAGAAAGGAACCCUAGAAUCCACCGUCUGGAAACAUGGGUAUCUCUAGGGAUUCGAUGCACAAGAGGCGUGCCACUGGAGGCAAGAAGAAGGCUUGGAGGAAGAAGCGAAAGUAUGAGCUCGGAAGACAACCGGCAAACACCAAGUUGUCAAGCCAGAAGACCGUUCGACGGAUUAGGGUUCGAGGUGGGAACAUAAAGUGGCGUGCCUUAAGAUUGGAUACAGGGAACUAUUCUUGGGGGAGUGAGGCAGUGACCCGGAAGACUCGAAUUUUGGAUGUUGUCUACAAUGCAUCAAAUAAUGAGUUGGUUAGGACCCAGACCUUGGUGAAAAGUGCGAUUGUUCAGGUUGAUGCAGCACCAUUUAAACAAUGGUAUCUUCAGCACUAUGGAGUUGACAUUGGUCGCAAGAAGAAAACUGCUGCUGCUGCCAAAAAAGAAGGAGAGGAAGGUGAAGCUGCUACUGAGGAGACGAAGAAGAGUAAGCAUGUCUUGAGGAAACUUGAGAAGCGCCAACAGGAUCGCAAGCUUGACCCACAUGUUGAAGAGCAGUUUGGCAGUGGCCGUUUGUUAGCAGCAAUCUCAUCGCGACCUGGCCAGUGUGGUCGUGCUGAUGGAUACAUUUUGGAGGGCAAAGAACUGGAGUUCUACAUGAAGAAGCUCCAGAGGAAGAAAGGGAAAGGUGCCAGUGGUGCAGCAUAAAAUUUUGUUACCCAAUCUCGAUUUUUUAAAUUAGAAUUUCUUCCCAGACUCCACCCAGGAAAAACUCUUUAUGUAAGGCAUGGAACUAAAGAUUUGUUGAUCCGUCAUAGUUAACUUGAACUCUGUCAUGGUGAUCUUAAAUGUUCUACCUGUUGUGUUAUCAAUGUGCUUUUUUGGUUGACAGGGCAAACUUGGGUCUGUCAUAGUUGUGCGCUAUUGUGCCAGUUUCAAUUUUGCACGCCUUAAACCCUUUCCUCUCGUCAAAGGCCCUAAUCUUCCCCACCGGGUAGCAACCCAAAGUUCAGCUUACAUUGUGCUUGGAAAGAACACAUAAUUAGAAACAUUGAAAUUUGUUGGAGGGGACAAUGAAUUACUACAUGUCUUCAACCCGUCAAAUAUGGAUGGGAGCUUCCUGAU